Messenger RNA from Astyanax mexicanus (Mexican tetra), 965 nucleotides. RefSeq names its product PAXX non-homologous end joining factor (gene paxx). The transcript has 7 exons. Gene Ontology annotation, biological process: double-strand break repair via nonhomologous end joining. The coding region runs from base 104 to 706 and encodes 200 amino acids. NCBI's taxonomy places the organism in Eukaryota, Metazoa, Chordata, Actinopteri, Characiformes, Acestrorhamphidae. Gene Ontology annotation, cellular component: site of double-strand break; nucleus; nonhomologous end joining complex. The record is from RefSeq and is a predicted model, not a curated record. Gene Ontology annotation, molecular function: molecular adaptor activity.
AGGAAGUACAUAUUUUGUUUAAUAUCCGGGUAGUUGCCGGUUUAAAGGUCUGAAGUUUUUUGUAGUUUUUAGUGUUUUUCUGUUUUUAAAAUUCUGCUGGAGAAUGGAUCAGACUGAUUCUCAGCCCAAAACUGUUCUCGGUACUUUAAUAGACAGAAAGGACCGAUCUAAAUACGUGUGCUUCACUCAGAGGAGAGCGGGAGGGCUGAGCGUGGGGUUGAGUAAUGGUGAGGAUGUUUGGAAAGCAGAUGUUUCAGAAGAAAGCUUGUCUCAGAUGAAGAAGAGUUUUUCACUGAAGUCGACGGAGGAUUACGCCCUGAAGCUGAAGGGGGCGUGCAGGAGCGGCAGUGCUUUCGUCUCGCUGCAGGAGGACGGCGCUGUGCUUCACCUGGACUCUGAACCUGCAGAUCUUAAUGUGUCUUUAUCCAAACUCACAGACCUCGAGGGAAGAUCAGAACUCAAAGAUCUGCUGUUUAAGAUGGCAGACAGUCUGACGCAGCUAGACGCUGCAGGGGCUACACCUACAUCAAGUCCUAUAAAGAGUCUACAGAAGAAGGGCACUGGAUUUGAACCUAGGAAACAACAGUCCAGCGGUCCGACAGUAGCUGUGCGAAAACGCCUUCCAGGGGAUUCGAUCAUCAACCCAGGAACAAGAAGGAAGCGAGCUGCUACAGGAGUGGAUUUUGACGAUGGAGAUGCUGCAUAGAAUCAACAUGUGUAUAAAUCUCCUGCUGCUGAUGAUGAUUACAUAACAUGAAUGUUCCACUUUUAACCCAACAACACUAUCACCAUUACCAUCACUGUUGUUACUACAAUCUACAUACAAGUACAUAACAUUAACAAGACUCUAGACUGUUUUUAUUAAUUUAAUCUUAGUGGGGCUAUUUUAAUGAAACAUUAUGAAUCAAGCAUAAUUAAAACAUUUUAACUGUAUAUGUAAAAUAAAUAUCUUAUUUUUUAAAAUA